AUGAAGCUGCAGACAAUGUUGGUGGUCGUGCUUCUCUCCUGUCUCCAACUCUCAGGUGCCGUGCAGAGUGGUAUCUUUGGGGGUGAGGAGGCCAAGCCCCACUCCAGACCCUACAUGGCCUCACUACAGAUCAGCAGAGUCCACACGUGUGGAGGAGUGCUCAUUAGAGAAGACUAUGUGCUCACUGCUGCACACUGCCUCAACCUGCCCACCCCUGGCUACCGUGCCAUGGAAGUGGUUCUGGGCGCCCAUAACAUCAGCAGCAGCAGUGAGCCCAGUCAGCAGCGAAUCCCUGUCAAGAACUUCUACCGACACCCCAACUACAGGAAGCCAACCCAGUACGACUAUGACAUCAUGCUGCUCAAGCUGAAGAGGAAGGCCCAGCUGAGCAAGGCUGUGAGGGUGAUGGCUCUGCCCAGAGACGACGGCUUGGUACCGGCCGGAGCGCGGUGCUGGGUAGCCGGCUGGGGAAGGAAGCGUCCUGGCAGCAGUACCGAGAGCGUCCUGAGGGAGGUGCCGGUGAGCGUGGUGAACCAGCUGAAGUGUAAAGACAGAUGGCAAUGGCACUACAACAGCAAACACAUGAUGUGCAGCAGCACCAACAACGGAGAGACAGGAUUCUGCCAGGGGGAUUCUGGAGGUCCACUGGUGUGUAACACCAAAGUUCAGGGCAUUGUUUCCUUCACACUUCCAGACUGCCUCACCAAGGACCCUCAGGUCUACACCCGUACCUCUGCUUUCCUGCCCUGGAUCAAGAAGAUCAUGGGGAAGAAAGAUGAAGAGGAUUAA
Molecule: messenger RNA, 789 nt
Organism: Engraulis encrasicolus (European anchovy)
Lineage: Eukaryota; Metazoa; Chordata; Actinopteri; Clupeiformes; Engraulidae
Product: granzyme B(G,H)-like
Exons: 6
Coding region: 1-789 (262 amino acids)
Biological process (GO): proteolysis
Molecular function (GO): serine-type endopeptidase activity
Source: RefSeq, a predicted model, not a curated record